Molecule: messenger RNA, 3913 nt
Organism: Chironomus riparius
Lineage: Eukaryota; Metazoa; Arthropoda; Insecta; Diptera; Chironomidae
Source: the annotation of a GenBank genome assembly
GAACAAUCAAAAAAUUGUAGUUUACUUAAAAAUAUCGAAAAACCAGCUUUUCUUCACUUAAAAACUCGUAAAAGUAUUAAGUAAUUGUUUAUAAGCACCGAAUAAAGACCUGAAUAGUGAAGGAUCAAGGAAAUUGCAUCGAUAUUUGAGAGAAAAUCGUGAAAUAUUAAGAUCGUAUGAAAAAUUCAAUUUAUGGACCGAAAAGUAAUUAAAAUUUCGCCAAAGAAAAGGCAAUUGCGUGAAAGGAAACAGAAGAAAUUGUAUGCAGACGAAUGGGCUCUCGGAGAUGAUGAAUUUGAGAGUGGCAGGGCAUUUAGUGUAGCUGAAAAGCUCGAAUCGCCGGCAUUUGCUCAACAAGGAAUGGUUCGUGAAAUGAAAGGAAGUGACUUGAGUGUUGCGUUCCUUCAGCAGUACGGAUUCAAUAUUCCAUUGCUUGUAAAAGAGAAAACAGGCUUGGGACUUCAAGUGCCAUCGCCAAACUUUACAAUAAAUGAUGUAAGAAUGUGCGUGGGAUCUAGAAGAAUGCUGGACGUGAUGGAUGUAAACACUCAAAAGAACAUGGAAAUGUCAAUGAAGGAGUGGCAAAAAUAUUAUGAGGAUCCGAACAAAAAGAAGCUGUUGAAUGUCAUUUCCUUAGAAUUUUCACAUACAAAAUUAGAGAAUUACGUAAAAGCUCCAGCAAUUGUUCGUCAAACAGAUUGGAUUGACGUGGUGUGGCCAAAAAAGUUAAAGGAUGCUCAAAUUGAAGGCACAAAUUCUCUUAAUCAAAUGAUGUAUCCAAAAGUACAAAAAUAUUGUUUAAUGUCAGUAAGAAAUUGCUAUACAGAUUUCCAUAUCGAUUUUGGAGGAACUAGUGUAUGGUAUCACAUUUUAAAAGGAAGUAAAGUCUUUUGGCUUAUACCACCGACCGAGAAGAAUCUUCAGCUUUAUGAAAAAUGGGUAUUGUCAGGCAAACAAUCUGCAAUUUUCUUUGGAGAUAAUGUAGAGAAAUGUGCGAGAAUCUAUUUAACCGCCGGAAAUACAUUUUUCAUUCCAUCAGGCUGGAUACAUGCUGUCUACACUCCAACAGAUACUCUUGUUUUCGGUGGCAAUUUUCUUCAUUCAUAUGCCAUUGUAAAACAAUUGAAAUCAGCACAAGCUGAAGAUGCAACAAAAGUUCCAAUGAAGUUUCGCUAUCCAUUCUUUACCGAAAUGCUGUGGUAUGUUUUGGCAAAAUAUGUCUUUAUUCUCCUAGGCACAUCACAUUUAGAAGGCGAACCUGAUAGAAUGGAGGAAGCUGAGAAGCAAGAACACAUCCAUUUAACACAUUAUGAACUUUUUGGAUUAAAAGAAAUAGUAUUGUAUCUCUACGACUUACCACAGCACAAGAAAAAUGUUCCUGAAUUAAUUAAAGAUCCAGUUGCUCUUAUUAAGGAUGUAAGAACACUCGUUGAACGACAUUGUAAGGAUGAUAAUCAGCUAGCUAUUACUGGGCAUGCAGUAUUAAAAAUGGAGUUUAAUAUAAAUCAUGACAAGAAAUAUGAGAAUGUAAACAGUCAGCAAAUCGAUAUGCAUGAAGAUCAACAGAAUGUAAACUACAUAGAAAGUGUUUCAAAUAUUGCAAGUCACGAUACAUCACGAGACGAUUCAAUCUUUCUACAUCCAGCACCGGCAAAAAAUGGUUCAAAAACAACAAUUAAGAAACAAUUGGGAGAUGGUAAAGCACACAAUAAUGGAGCACCAAGACGUAGACGAACAAGGUGCAAAAUAUGCGAAGCUUGUCAAAGAUCGGAUUGCGGAGAAUGUACAUUCUGCCUCGAUAUGAUUAAAUUCGGAGGACCUGGACGAGCCAAGCAAACAUGUCAAAUGAGACAAUGUCUCCAGCCAAUGCUACCUGUGACAGCUUUAUGCUCUCGAUGUAACUUAGACGGUUGGAGGCAACAGCCUGUUCCAGCUCCACAAGCGAAAUUACAAGCUGCCAAUGAAGGAUCGCCUUCGUCAUUAAUGGAAUGUUCAGUUUGCUACGAAAUAACUCAUCCUGACUGUGCACAUAAAAUGCUAGAAACAAACAUUAGAGGAAUAGUUAAUGAAGAUUUGCCAAAUUCGUGGGAAUGUCCUACAUGCUGUGAAAGUGGAAAGAAUGCAGAUUAUAGGCCAAGGCAUUUUCGAGCAAGACAAAAGUCAUCGGAAGUGGGAAAGCACAAUCAAUUGUCGAAUGAUGAUCAUCAACAGUUGCAACAGCAUUUAAAUCUUUCAAAUACAGACUUUCAUCCGUCAUCAAGCAAUCAUUCCCAAGGAACUAAGCCACACAUAAAAUGUCCACCAACAAGUAUGGAUAUGGACAGUGAUAGUGAUGAAGAGCCAUCAAAGAAACCAAAACCUUCAUCAAGUACAUUUAAUAUUCAUAUUAAGCAAGAAGUUGAUGACAAUAAUGAGCAUGCAACAGGUAGAAAUAUGAAUAUAGUUAAGAGAAGAAAGAGUGAUGAUGAUCAUAAUAGCAUUUCUAUGGAUUCAAUGGAUGUGAAAAGUGAAAUGAGUAAGAAUGAUAGUUUGCCAAGAAAAAAGAAUCAAGUUCGUUCUCAACUCGCACAACAAAUAGUUCAAUCGUCAACAAAGCAAUUAAAGAAACCAAUGUACCCAGUUCGGCCCGGUCCGAAUUCAUCAUCACAUGGCAUUAAUGGAAAUUUAGCACUUGAUCCAAAAGUUAUGAUGCUUGUUUUCAAAUAUCUUCCUCAAGACGUUCUCGUUACAUGCAGCUUAGUAUGUAAAUCAUGGGCAAAGAUGUCAGUCGAGCCUGUAUUAUGGAAAAGAAUGAAUUGUGCUGAACAUAAAUUAUCUGCAAGCUUAUUAAUGGCUAUUGUAAGACGCCAACCUGUACAUUUAAUUCUUGACUGGACUAUACUCGCAAAACGCCAAUUAGCAUGGGCAAUUGCACGAAUACCAAGUAUGAAAAUUUUGAGCUUAGAAGGUGUACCGAUUCAGUCAAUAUUCGGCUUACACACUUGCUUAUGUCCACAACUUCAAUCCUUAAGUUUAAGCUUCGUUCGUGGUUUGAAUGAUCAUGCAAUAAGAGAAAUUUUAUCACCGCCAAAAGAUUCACGUCCAAGUACGGACUCGAAAAGUCGCUUGCGAAAUUUAAAAUGCUUAAAAUUAAGUGGCACAGAUGUAACUGAUGUAGCUUUAAGAUAUAUUACACAAGGUUUGCCAAAUUUAGUGCAAUUAGACUUAUCAUCCUGUCAAAGGAUCACAGAUGCUGGUGUUUGUCAAAUUGGCAUAUCGCUGAGUGCAAUUAAAACGCUCUAUGAGCUUGAUUUAAGUAGCUGCAAACUCAUUACUGAAUUAUCUCUAGAUCAUUUAGCAAAAUGUGAGGCAUUAACACGUCUCGAUCUACGAUAUGUGCCGCAAGUUUCAACUCAGGCAGUUAUUAAAUUUGCGGCUAAAUCGCCUAACGAUUUAAAGGUGCAAGAUAUAAAAUUAAUUGACAAGAGAAAUUAAGUUGUCAUCAUUUCAUUUAUUAGACUAUUAAGACUUCCUCUAAGUUAGUAGCUGAUACAAAUACUUUAUUUUAACUUCUUGACUUCCUUAAAUGAUUGAUUACAAAAAUAGCAAACACCUAAUAACGUAUAUCGUUUUAUAUUUUAAGUAAAAGAACUUUUUUAUGUGUCAUUUAAAUAUAGAUUAAAUUUUUUUUAGCUUGUAAGAUCAUUCUGAAAGAAAAAAAGACAGUGCCGAUAACAGUGACAGCACUAAAUAAGUUUUAGAACAUCAUAUUUGUAGUAUUAUAACCAAAGACGCUUUUUGGGAUUGAAUUAAAAAAUUCUAUUGUACGAUAUACAAAUUAAAUAAAUAAAUCAAGUAAGUGAAAAUAUUGUAAUAUUCAGUCUUUCGUGUGUGAUUGAUUAAAGGUAGAUUCUUUUCUCACAAAUAUGUCGAA